AUGGCAAUUGGCUGUAAUAUUGUCAACAUUGGAGCUGAAGAUCUUAUUAAUGGUAAACCUCAUCUUGUUCUUGGGCUACUUUGGCAAAUAAUUCGUAUUGGAUUGUUCAACAGAAUCAACAUAAAACAAUGCCCAGGAAUUGCUGCUCUUCUUGAAGGAGAUGAAACUAUUGCUGACGUAAGCAAACUUUCACCAGAUGUCAUAAUUCUACGUUGGAUCAAUUAUCACAUCCGCGAGACAGGAUAUUGCAAAGUUGUGAAGAAUUUUUCUGAUGAUAUUAAAGAUUCUGUGGUUUACAGUAUUCUACUGAAACAGAUUGCUCCUCCAAACAUCAUACUUGAUGAGCCUCACAUUACUGAAAAAGAUCUUACACAGCGAGCCGAAAAAGUUUUAGAAAACGCAAAGAAACUGGACUGCGAUUCUUUUGUACGGGCCAGCGAUAUUGUACAAGGACAUCCCAAAUUAAAUCUUGCAUUUUCAUGUCAUCUUUUUAAUACACAUCCAUCUCUUGAGUUUGAUGAUGCUGAUGCAGUGGACAUUGAAGAAACACGAGAGGAAAAGACAUUGAGAAACUGGAUAAAUAGUUUAGGUGUAAAACCACCUAUUCACCAUCUUUUUUCUGAUUUAUCCGAUGGUAUUGCUCUGGCUCAGCUUUUUGAACAGAUAAAACUCGGAGUUGUAAAUUGGAAAUCCAUAUCAAUGCCACCAUUUCCUAAACUUUCUGGGAAAAUGAAAAAAUUAGAAAAUUGCAACUAUGUAGUUUCCGUUGCAAACGAGUUAAAACUGUCUGUUGUUGGUCUUGGCGGUCAGGAUAUUUACGAAGGAAAUAAGAAAUUAAUUCUUGGCUUGGUGAGUCAAGCUAUGCACUUUUACACUCUGUCAUUAUUGGAAUCCAUUGCUUCAUCUGAUAAACCUCUUAAAGAUGAAGUAAUUGUGGCUUGGGUUAACGAAAAGCUUGAAAAGCAUGAAAAAACAUCAAAGAUAACAAGUUUCAAAGACCAAACAAUUUCAUCAUCACAAAUAAUAAUUGAUUUAAUUGACAGUAUUAAACCCAACUCUGUGUUCUAUCAAGCUCUUCAAACUACAGACAUUGAUGAAGCUAAAUUGUCCAAUGCAAAGUUUGCUAUUUCCAUGGCACGAAAAAUUGGAGCUCGCGUUUAUGCUCUACCUGAAGAUAUUGUGGAAGUAAAUUCAAAAAUGGUUAUGACAAUAUUCGCUUGCUUGAUGGCAGCUGCUCUCAAAAUGGAAUAA
Molecule: messenger RNA, 1251 nt
Organism: Xenia sp. Carnegie-2017
Lineage: Eukaryota; Metazoa; Cnidaria; Anthozoa; Malacalcyonacea; Xeniidae
Product: plastin-2-like
Exons: 4
Coding region: 1-1251 (416 amino acids)
Biological process (GO): actin filament bundle assembly; actin filament network formation
Cellular component (GO): cytoplasm; actin filament; actin filament bundle
Molecular function (GO): actin filament binding
Source: RefSeq, a predicted model, not a curated record